Messenger RNA from Rhododendron vialii, 1527 nucleotides. RefSeq lists its product as uncharacterized. The record is from RefSeq and is a predicted model, not a curated record. The coding region runs from base 228 to 1226 and encodes 332 amino acids. The transcript is spliced from 4 exons. Lineage: Eukaryota; Viridiplantae; Streptophyta; Magnoliopsida; Ericales; Ericaceae.
AAACUUUACCAAACAAAAGAAACAGAAGAAAUUCAUUCAGAUUCUCUCUCCCUCCCUCCCUAUCUGCUCUUUGUUUUUUCUUUCUUGCUUGCAACUUUCUGCCUGCGAUGCUAACAUCGUACUUUCGGAUUACGUAGCUGUCGUUACAAAUUCAUCUAGAUUACACGAAUCCCUCUGUUUGAGGUUGGGGCGAAAUUCAAGGUUUAGAGAGAGAGAGAGGAAUAAGAAUGGGUUCGGAGGCGAACUCAUCGUCGUCUCCGAGUGGGAAGCGAAGUAGAGAUCCAGAAGACGAGGUUUAUCUCGACAAUCUCCACUCUCACAAGCGCUAUCUCAGCGAGAUAAUGGCGUCGAGUUUGAAUGGAUUAACAGUUGGAGACCCCCUUCCUGACAACCUCAUGGAAUCUCCAGCUAGGUCAGACAACUUAAUAUAUCUCAGGGAGCAUAUGAUGGUGGAUUCAACAAAAAAUUGUGGCGGCACUCAAAAUCAGGAUGACAUGUCCAUACAGUACUCUCCAAUGUCAGAUGACUCGGAUGACUCUCGAUAUUGUGAUACUACUCCAAUAAACACUUGCUCAUCCCAACCCGAAAGCCUACAAACUAGUCCAGUUUCUCCUUACAGAUAUCAAAGACCACUGAGUGGAUUCUCUUAUGCUCCGCCAACCACCACUUCAAACCCUUCCCACAGCGGCAGCAUCCCCAGUGCCACCUCCUCACAACCUCGUCAACGAAACACAGAUUCCGAGGGCCGUUUUCCUUCUUCACCCAGUGAUAUAUGCCACUCUGCAGACUUGAGGAGGGCUGCGCUCUUGCGGUCCGUGCAGAUGAGAACUCAACCUGUGGGCCCUUCCCCUUUUGAAUUGCCCUUCAGUUCAGGACAAGAGUCCGUACAUAAUAUAGAAGAAACGGAGGAGCGGCCAUGCUCCUUCAUGAAGUCCUUGGUUGACCACAGGGACUAUCCAAUUGAAGAAUGCUCUUCCUUUAGUAUACCCGAGCCUGAAUACAGCAUGGAAAAGUCUUGCACGGUGGUCAACAUGAAAGUGGAUGAGCCCACGCAUUAUGUAGAAAGUGAGGUGCGGCCAUGCUCCUUCAUGAAGUCGUUAGGUGAUGAGAGGGACUAUCAGAUUCAAGUACGUACUUCAUUUAUUAUGUCGGAGCCUGAAUACAAGGGGGAAACAUCUUCCGUGAUGAAGAUGAAAGGGGAUGAGCCUGCUGAUAAAAUACUUUGAACAAUUGAUUCCCCAAACUUGGGCUAGUCUUGGAAAUCAUCGACACAUUCAGCCACAAGAAGAAGUCAUUUUCCUUGGUUAUAGAACAUCGUCUGUUUGUAGGUUAACCACACAGUUUUGUGCAUGACACUUUGCCAUAUUCCAGGAUCAGAGCUGGUUUAUUAUGGCAUAUCAUUUCUCUUUCUCAAAAGGUUGAUUCUGGUAGAUAGAGUAGCAAUUUUUAAGGACAGCUUCUUUCUGUGCAAGUGUGCAUUACCAAAAGUGUAGUGCUUUUAAUUGAAAUUUACCAGAGUUCACUUGA